AUGGCGGAGAGUCGCCUCACAGUCUCUCAUUUCCUAAUCUCCGUCGCCCUUCUAGCCCUGACAUGGGUUAUUUGGGUAGCCUUCAAGCCACGAAAACGCGUUUCUUUGCGUUCUGUUGCUAUCUUGGUUCUGGGAGACAUAGGCCGCAGUCCUAGAAUGAUGUACCACGCCCAGAGCUUUGCGGAGAAUGGCUUUACGACGAACCUAAUUGGUUAUGGAGGCUCAAAUCCCAUCCCGUCUCUCAAGCGUUUGCCAAAGAUGAAUAUUUGGUACCUUCCAGAACCGCCCAAGCUUCUGCGUUGCUUCCCCUUCGUUAUCGCAGCACCUUUAAAGAUCAUACACCAAAUAUUGUCUAUCUUUUGGGUUCUUCUUUUCCGGAUAGAUGUCCCUCCCGAAUUUAUCCUUGUUCAGAAUCCCCCCAGCAUUCCAACCUUGGCAUUGGUGCAACUCGUAGGAAGGAUCCGAGGAAGCAAAAUCAUAAUAGAUUGGCACAACCUCGGCUACAGCAUUCUAGCUUUGAAACUGGGCACCAAUCAUAUAUUUGUUCGCUUGGCUAUGUGGUUUGAACGAAAAUUCGGUCACUCAGCAUACGCACAUUUGUUCGUUACAUACGCCAUGCGCGAUUUUUUGGUAAAAGAGUGGGAUUUACAAGGGCAAAAAAUUGUUCUUCACGAUCGCCCCCCGCAACAUUUUCAUCAUUCCUCCGCUCAAGAGAUACACGAGCUCUUUCGAAAACUACAACCGCUUCUGGAAAAUCAGAAAGUGUUGGAUGACUUCCUCCCACUUUCAUCUGUACCAUACUCAACCGCGUUCACACGAGCCAUGUCAAAACCAGCUACGGACACUUUACAGGAACCUUUCUCAGAACCCGGUAUUGACGCCUAUUCCGAUACACCGUCGCCCUCUUUACGACCUGACCGACCUGCCCUUCUCGUGUCUAGCACUUCUUGGACACCGGAUGAGGAUUUCGAAAUACUCAUAGACUCACUUGGGAUAUACGAGACACGAGCCGGGGAACUUGCAUCUCAAAAAGUUGCUGCAUCUUUGCCAAAAAUAUUGGUGGUUGUGACAGGCAAGGGACCUCUCCAGGCCAAAUACAUGGCGGACGUGAAUCGUCUGCAAAGAGAUUGGAAGUGGGUUCGUUUUAUAAGCUUGUGGUUGGAGGCGGAGGACUAUCCCAUCUUCCUUGGUUCCGCUGAUUUAGGAGUAUGUUUACACUCCAGUUCAUCUUCUCUUGAUCUUCCGAUGAAAAUAGUUGAUAUGUUUGGGUGUGGUCUCCCCGUUUGUGCCCUGGACUUCGCAUGCCUUCACGAACUUGUCAAUGAUGGUGGAAAUGGCAGAGUUUUUAAAACCGCCCCUCAAUUAGCAAUACAACUCGAGACUCUUCUAGCUGGCUUCCCAGACUCUCCGUCCCUCAGAAAAUUGGCCUCUUCACUUGAACGUGCCCCAGCAAUACCUAAUCCCCACGUUUCGACAAACCACGGGUCAGAGGAAUCUCAGGUGUGGUGCACCUGGGAAGAAAACUGGGGCCGUGUCAUGAGACGUCUGAUUCUUGUCUGA
Laccaria bicolor S238N-H82 is the source of this 1560-nucleotide messenger RNA. RefSeq names its product mannosyltransferase (gene ALG1). Gene Ontology annotation, cellular component: endoplasmic reticulum. Gene Ontology annotation, molecular function: mannosyltransferase activity. Bases 1 to 1560 code for a protein of 519 amino acids. NCBI's taxonomy places the organism in Eukaryota, Fungi, Basidiomycota, Agaricomycetes, Agaricales, Hydnangiaceae. The transcript is spliced from 9 exons. The record is from RefSeq and is a predicted model, not a curated record.